Molecule: messenger RNA, 2639 nt
Organism: Schistosoma margrebowiei
Lineage: Eukaryota; Metazoa; Platyhelminthes; Trematoda; Strigeidida; Schistosomatidae
Source: the annotation of a GenBank genome assembly
GCAUUGGAAACAUCGGGAGCGGUCAAGUUAAUUUUGCGACGUGACCUUCGGUUUAAUAUGAUUUCAGCCUUUCUUCGUUCACAGUUGGAUGUCCCAUUGUAUUGCUUAUGGCUCAUUGCUGUGGCUUUUCUAUGUGAUUUGAACACUGUCUGUGGUGCUAACUUAGAUGAUGAUUUUGCAGAGUUUGAGGAUCCCGAUGACUCUUUUACUGCUGAUAUCACUGGAUCUGUUCCUGUCCAAUCAGCCCGUCAACACAAAGCUGAGAGUGUCGAUAAAAAUAUUUCAGAAAAUAGUUUCUCUCUAAACACUGGGAUCGAUCAUGAUGGCGAAUCAGUCUUUCAUACAACUAAAUCACCGACUGAUGGAGCAACCGUAGAGGAUAGCGAAUUAGAGGAAGAGUCAGAAGACAUGAGACUUGACGAUGAUGAAGAGUUUGAGGGCUUGUCACCCAAUCAACCAAUUCUAAAUACCGAUAAAACAAAAAAUGGCAAACGAAAUCUGAUAAUUGCAAAGGUCCCACAUCAUCUUACUCGUUCAUGGGACAAUUUUCAUUUGGAAAUGCUUUUUGUACUAGCCUUAAUGAUAUAUACGUUGAAUUUUGUAAUCGGACGUUCCAAAAAUGCACAGUUGGCAAACACUUGGUUUUCUGCCCAUCAGCCAUUAUUAGAAACUAAUUUUGCCGUAGUUGGUGACGAUGGUCUAGCUGAACCUGGAACUGGGACAUUAAUGAAGGAAUCAGAACAUUUAUAUUCUCUUUGGUGUACCGGAAGUGUACACUGUGAUGCGAUGCUAAUUGAAUUGCGUUUAGUCAAGCGUCAAUGUUUAUUUUUCGCAAUUGCCAACUGGAUAAGACCGGUUCAUGAUAGCAUUGUAGUGAAAGUAAUUAUGGACGAUUCUGAAAUGGAUGGUUGGGUCAUGGCGGUUGGUCGUAAGCGUCGUCUUCAAGCAUUAGCAAAAGAUCAUCAAGAUUUAGCUGUAUACUGUCCAGACAAACGUGGACAACGGCAUUCAUACCUGCCAGAAUCUUUCAUGUUUUUAAAUGAGAUUCCAGAAGUUAUCCCGGCAAUUUUCAAUCCUCUUGUUUGUAAAUUUCUGAAUGAUUUUGAAGAAUCAAUCGAAUAUUUAUUUUUCUCCGAUCAGUAUAGUGGACCGAAACCUCCCCAAGAAGAUACAAAUACUCCUACAAAACCUCCAGUUACACAGAAAGCGCUUAUUUUUGCUUUCAGAUAUGUUCCAACAACAACAAAGUCAAAAUCUUUCUCAACAUCACUUACAUCAUCAAAUAAUAAUGGUAAUGGUAAUCUUAAUAUUCAUAAUCAACACCAUCAGCAACCAAUAGAAUCGGCUACUGCCUUAUUCCAUUUUAUUUUUUAUGUGAUUGAAAAAGUUCGGCGAUUUCGUCUUAGUAAAGAGGGCAAGGCCAAAUCUGAACGAAAUAGGCAACGUGCACAUGAUUCACAUCUUAAGUUAAUGCACAGUCAACGACAGGAAGCAGCUCAAAAUCGUCGUGGUGAACGCCUACGAGCUGCUAAGGAGCGUAUAAUGGCUGAGGAUGAUCCUGAGAAAGCUCGAAAGCUUGAGGAGAAAGAACAACGUAAAGAAAAAUCAAAGAAAAUGCCAAAAAUGAAAAUGCUCAAAAUGAAAUAAUAAUAAUAGUAGUAUUAGUUGCCGACAUUCACAAAAAAUAAUAUCAUCAUAUCAGAUAAGUGAAGAAUGUUUAGGAAAAAAAACAACUCGAAGCUUGGAUGGUACUAUUAAUCGAUGUCAAUACAAACACCACACCCAAAUCAACCUAAUAUGUAACCCAACUCAAAAAUUUUGUCCGGCUAGUCGUUGUUCUUUUUGUUAUUAUAUUUUAGUGUUCGUUCCAUUUAUCAACAAAACCCCCCUACCAUUGUCUUUUUGUCCUUCUGUUCUAAAAAAUUCAUCUCAUUCGUUUUUUUUUGUUAGAUAAUAGUUACCUCAUCACGCACAUAUACACACAUACCAAAUAUAUAUAUGUUUCCUCCACACAGAAAUUGAAAAAGGAUUAUAAUAAUUACAGUAUUCUUUUGUAAUAGUUUGCAUGAUUUCCUCUUCUAUACCAUAAAUUGGUACGUUCGUGUGUUUGAUAUUGACUAUGAAGUAUAAAGUUCAUUGGUGCGUACAAAUAAUAACUAUUCUCCUUUAUUCUUUAUAUUAAAUUAUUUUUUCCUCACUCUAUCCUAUCCUUGUGCUUUAAGCGUAAGAUAUAUAUACUAUUUACUGUGAUUAUCUUUAUUACAUACUUUUUCCAUUUUUCUUUAAUAAUUCUCAGUAUUUAAUCAACUUCUGUGUACAUAUAUACAUAUUAUUUAGAUACAUGGUGUAUUUUGUGCUGUACAAAGAGGUGUAAUUUAAUAGUCAGUUGUCUUAUUCUCUUCAUUCCUACGCAAUCUAUUCAAUUUGUGUGCAUCUACUUAUCGAAAUCGUGUCGUACUAGGUUUUCUACAUUUUUCGUAUACAUCUGUAUAUGUGUUAUUUUUUCGAAUUGAUAGUAGUAUUCAUAGUAGUGGUAAUAUUUUUUAGUAUUAUAAUAAAUAAAUUCACAUAUUUUGUACCUACCGAGUUCAUUCCCAUUUUUCUUCUCACAUUAUAUUCUUGUUUGAUUAGUUAGUUCC